GGCAGUCUGCGUUGUGAGGUGCAUUUUAUUACCGUCUCAUACGGGCGGAAUUGCUUCUCUGCGUGUGUGCGCUUAUCUCUUAGUCCGACCGCUGCUUGUGGGCUCUUGUGGGCGUUGGCCCAGCCCGCGACUCUACGGCGCCUUUUCCACUGGGCGCCCCCAACUCCACAACAACAUGCUUGUCCACCCACACAGGGCACCCUUCAGAAUACAGUCUAUAAAACCCAGGCUUGGCCCCCAGCCCCCCUUCCCAGGUAACGUACACAGCUCACUACAAGACUAACAACCAAGCCAGCUCAAAAAGCAACGAGAGCCAGAAACCAAAAAUGACCGCUACAACACUCCAACCCAUCAUCCCCCGCACCGACACCCCCGCCCUCCUCGCCGCCCUCCAAAAAUCCGGAAGCUGGGACGAACAUAUCUCCAUGGCCAUCUCCAACCCCAACGCGAGCAUCGUCACCACCCCGACAUUCAAGUACGAUAUCACCGUUGGCGCCAAAGCGACCCGGGUCUUGAUUUUUGACCAUUUGGGCGCCGAGGAGGAUAUGGAGCGGGAUCUGAAGGCGUUCUUGGCGGGUCUGGAGAAGGGCACGAAGGUGGCGUUGGAUGAGAGUGCGGCGUUCCCGCAUGCCAGGGCGGAGAUUCUGGAACGGGUGGGCUUCACGAACCGGGUGUUUGCACACCCCAACGUCGCUCGGCAAUUGGAUCUGGUCGACGUGGACGGCACACCCGUCGCGCCGACCUCUAUCCCGCCGCCGGAGGGAAUCACCAUUCACGAAAUCACAUCCUCCACGGACCCACGCUUCGACGCCCGCGUCGCCGUCGAGCGGGAUAUCUUUGGGUACGGCGCCGGGUACUUCUCGCACCUCCCCGCCGCGUUGGCGGAGAUGAUGGACAAGUACGGUGAUUACCACCUCCUUGCUACCACCGCCAACCAAGACGGGGGGGAAGAAGCGGUCGGGUACAUGACCCUCCGCGUGCAUCGGGGCGUAGCAUACCUACAAGGCGCGGGGACGGUGGAGACAUGGAGGAAGAGGGGGUUGACGAAGGCGAUGUUGGCGAGGACGGUUGCGAAGGCCGUUGAGUGGGGGUUUGAGGUGAUGUUGACGGUUGCGUGGGAUGAGAAUGCGGUUAGGGCGUGGACAGCGAUGGGGUUUAGGGAGGUGGGGAUUACGCGUGUGUGGGAUUUAGAUGUGUGACGGCGGCCGAUGGUUGAUAGAGAUGAAAACUUGUACAUAUAGAUAGUAGACGCACUCGGCAGUAUGGCGUGCACUUGUUUCUUAUGUAUAUACAACUGAAUUUGACAAAGUCAUACCAAUGGAGCCUUUUUU
Molecule: messenger RNA, 1331 nt
Organism: Fimicolochytrium jonesii
Lineage: Eukaryota; Fungi; Chytridiomycota; Chytridiomycetes; Spizellomycetales; Powellomycetaceae
Exons: 1
Coding region: 327-1199 (290 amino acids)
Molecular function (GO): acyltransferase activity, transferring groups other than amino-acyl groups
Source: RefSeq, a predicted model, not a curated record